CAAGCUGAGGCGUCUGCGUCGUUACUGGGAGCUGUUCUUAGAUCUGUUGAAGCUCUCUUAUGCAAGCUGACGGGAGGAACUUGGCAAAACCAGGAUCUGCAUGGAUGUCCAUGUUGUCAGGGUUCAAGGGACUGUGAGGCUCAGUUUUCAUCGAUGUCAGUGAAUAAAGGAGAAUCUCUUUCUAAUGAAACAGACUGUGCACAGACCACAGCUCCUUGUCUUAGUGAUGACGAUCUGUCCAAAUUAGUCACCAAAUCUCCUCUCUUUAAAACUCUACAAGACAUCCAGCGGUCGUUACAACAGCUCACAUCAGAGGAGUCACAUCAGCAUCUGUGCAAUGAAAUGGGGCUUUCUGUCCAAGAGAAACACAACGAACAUCUAAUUCCAACCGAACUGGACAGCCUGUCUCCACAGCACUCAGCUAUUUACCUGUUUGGUUGUCAUGUGAUGCAGUUACUGGCAGAUUCCCCUAAGUUCCCCUCUGUGCUCCUUCUACUGGCGAAGUCUGUUCCCUUUAGCUCAUCUCCGUCUAAUGAGAAUCUUCUGGCCCAUUGCACAGGGGACUUCUAUUUUGAUCCAACCAAUCAAAUCCUUUAUCUAUCAGAAGCAAAGCUUCAGCAUGUGGGGCACUUUAUUGCUGUCAUCCUGCAGUCCAUGGCCCACAUAGCAGUAGGAUCCAAACCCCAGAGGUUUCUGCAAGCUCUACAUGAGGCCAUUUCAACUGUAAGCCUUCAGCUGUUCAACCUUUCAUUUAAAUGGAGCUCUGCAGAGCCUAAUUUUGAUGCUUUAGAUGGGCGGCAUGGUGCAUUAGUGGAGCAAUUUCUCAAUAUUAGAGUUCCCUCUGAAGCACGCUUCACUGAGCAGUUAUUAGCCAGGAGACUGGAGAAAUAUAAGUAUUUUAAACUAGAGGAUCUUAUCUGCAACCUCAAACAAAGAUCAACUCCAAAUACAGGUUUGCCACCAAAUGGGACACCAGUGCAGAUGUCAUGUGUGGAAGAAGAAAUUGACCGUAUGAGUGAGUCUUUCCUGCAGCUAAGCGUGCAACUGCAGAGAAGAGCUGAAAUAAGCACGAUGCUAAAGGAGAGAGACAGCAGUGCCGGAGACCAGGCGAGGGAAACAUCAACAAACAUGCCAAGUCUGAGUCGUAAUGGAACAAUCCUGUUGGAGCUGAAGAGAUGUUAUGUAUCACAGCGCCUCAACGAGCUGCAAGCCACAUUAAGCCAAAUGAGACAGUGCCAGCUGCGUGACGGCAAGCUAAAAGACGGAACAAGAGGCCGUAAAGAAAGUGAUGACAGCUCCGAUCAGCACAGAGAAAAGGAGCAUGAUCCUGCCAGGGACCACCAGCGGCGGUCCACUCUUUAAGCUGAUCAGAAGCACAGCCCACACAGCCGGGAGAGCAGAGGUCUUUGUGAAUUAUUAAAUGGAGAGUCAUAUUUCUGACCAGCAGAGAAGUGGCUCUGUUCAGGCUGACAACCACGACACAUUAAUGCACCAAACUAUGCUGGAGACCAAAGAGCAGCUCCAUUAAAAAAAAACAGCCCAGGAAAUUUUGAGCCUAACAGCAAAACCAAAAGGAAAAUAGAGAAGGACACACAACUAUUACAAACAUGUAUUUGAUGUUUUGUUUUUCUUUCAGAUGUCAAUGUCAUAUUCCAGACUUUCCAUGCUGUUAUGUUUGGCCUGUAAUAGCGUUGAGCUAAUCUUUGUACUAGAUAAUACUCCAUUUUGUUUUGCUGAAGCGUGGUCCCAGUGACCUCAGUCUUAGCAUGUGCUCUGGUAACUACCAGUGAUAGCAGACAGGAAUAUAUUUUGGCAGCGAACAGCAGUAUGACACAAUCUGUAAGAAAUAGUUUCUCUGUUAGGAGUUUUAAUAAAGGGAGUUGAUUCAGGUC
This is a messenger RNA of Fundulus heteroclitus (mummichog), 1892 nucleotides long. RefSeq lists its product as uncharacterized. Bases 154 to 1362 code for a protein of 402 amino acids. The transcript is spliced from 10 exons. The record is from RefSeq and is a predicted model, not a curated record. Lineage: Eukaryota; Metazoa; Chordata; Actinopteri; Cyprinodontiformes; Fundulidae.